AUGUCAAAACGCAAAGCUUCCGAUUCCUCUUCAAAAAAAUUAGUUCAACAAAAAUUAACUUCGAUAUUCACUUCUACUAAAAAUGACAAAACAGUUAAUGAAAAAGAUAACCCAAGAAAAAAGUUUAAACAAACUAUUAUUGAAAAAGAAGAAGUACAGCCCGAUGUUGAGGCACCACAUGAAGAUACUGCAACUUCUGUUAGACAGGAGGGUCACGUCUCAAGCCAUCAGAGGAUAUUAGACGAUGACUCUGAUGAUGAAAUAUUUGAAGAAGUCGAAGCUUUAACGUAUGAAGACAAUAGUGUUUUACACGAAGCUUCCAAUGUAGAAAGCGAACCAGAAGAAUUAGUAGAAAUUCAACCAAAGCUUACGUUUCAUGAUGAAAAUUAUACACCAAUAGAUAAAUUACUUCACGCAUUUGACCUCAAUUAUAAAUUUGGUCCUUGUAUUGGAUUAACAAGAUUAGAGCGCUGGGAGAGAGCUCAUAGAAUUGGUUUGGAUCCGCCUGAAGAAGUUAGAGAUGUAUUGACUUCUGAAGCAAAAAACUCUGAACUAAAUGAAUGUGUUUUUUAUGGUAGAGUCUGA
Molecule: messenger RNA, 585 nt
Organism: Rhizophagus irregularis DAOM 181602=DAOM 197198
Lineage: Eukaryota; Fungi; Glomeromycota; Glomeromycetes; Glomerales; Glomeraceae
Biological process (GO): DNA-templated DNA replication; DNA synthesis involved in DNA repair
Cellular component (GO): delta DNA polymerase complex
Molecular function (GO): DNA-directed DNA polymerase activity
Source: RefSeq, a predicted model, not a curated record